Messenger RNA from Fusarium coffeatum, 3624 nucleotides. RefSeq lists its product as uncharacterized. NCBI's taxonomy places the organism in Eukaryota, Fungi, Ascomycota, Sordariomycetes, Hypocreales, Nectriaceae. Gene Ontology annotation, biological process: fatty acid metabolic process. The transcript has 3 exons. Gene Ontology annotation, molecular function: medium-chain fatty acid-CoA ligase activity. The record is from RefSeq and is a predicted model, not a curated record. The coding region runs from base 1 to 3624 and encodes 1207 amino acids.
AUGGUGUCGACUGUCCCACCUACCGACGACGCCUCCUCCAUAAAUGAGCAUGAACCCUCUAUAUCUCAAGUCUUUGGCGAGCCUGUCCUUGACUUACACCUGACGCUAUGGGACGUAUUCGAAAACGCCGUGGCGUUGAAGCCGGAUGGCGACGCCAUUGUCUCGCUGUGGCAGCCACGCGGUCACUUGUCUAACAGUGAUCUUUCGCCUAGCCUCAACGGCAACGAUAGGUCGUACCUCGCAUGGACCUAUACUGAACUCAAGGACAAAGCAGAGCGAGUAGCCGAGACCUUGGACCGUCUGGGUUGUCGUCCUGGAAUGCGGCUGGCCGUUGUGCUUGGUAACUGUGCCGAGUGGGCGUUGUUCUUCUGGGUGGCGGCCAAAAUGCGGAUGACAUUUGUGCCUGUCGAUGCAACGGUUGCGAGAGAUGCUAAGGCGACGAUAUUGUCUAUUAAGCCACAUGUGGUGGUGGCACAAGACGAUGAGGGUGCGAAGGCGCUUGAUCUCCCCGACGCCCAGUUCCUGGAGUCGACCAUCCGUAUAGUGUGUACAGGGGAGAAGUUCGAAGGUUGGUUGGAGCUAUCCGAGGUACUCAGUCCUGGAGACGAGUUGUUAGAGUCGACGCCCAAGAUCACAAACGGGGUGGAAGCACAUACCAGCGAAGAAGACGACGCAGCAUUGAUCAUCUUCACCAGCGGAACAACAGGCCAGCCCAAAGGAUGUUGGCAUACAAACAAAAACGUCAUAUCCCAGUGCUGUGACUUUGACCCAGAAGUCAACACCAUGGGAAAGUUGAGAUGGCUUAUCCACACACCCGUCUCGCACAUGUUCGCGAUCAACAACGCUCUCCGCGCAUGGCGUUGGAGCGGCUCAGCCGUCCUUCCCUCCAGAACCUUCAACGUGGGAGCCACGCUCGAAGCCCUCGUGCAAGAGCGAUGCCACAUAAUGUCCGCCACUCCCACCCUCGUCAAAGCCCUGAUGGCGCAUCCCAACUUCCCCAGCGUAGAUCAACUCGAUCUUCGCAUCGUCACCAUCGGAGGCACAUCAAUCGGCCCAGAAGACAUCCGACUCUGUUGCGACGGUCUCGGCGCGCAAAUGGCAAUCCAAGUAUUCGGCAUGAGCGAAGGCGCUCCCAUCAUCACCUGGAAGAGAACCGACCCUGAUUUGGUCGACAGCUGGCAUCCGGGAGUUGGCAAGGUUUUGCCAGGGGCUGCAGUGAGGAUCUGCCGGCCCGAAACGCGUGAAAUACUACCCCGAUCGGAGAUCGGCGAAUUACAUAUUGGCGGCACAUCUGUCAUAUCAAAAUAUUACAACAGGGAUCCUGAUGGGGCCAUGUACACUGACGAAACAGGCAAUUGGUUAGUGACAGGCGACCAAGCCAGAAUUGAUGACAAGGGAAUUGUGUAUAUUCUUGGUCGGUAUAAAGAUCUCAUCAUCCGGGGUGGUCAGAAUAUUUAUCCCAUCAAGAUUGAACAGGAGCUUCAGCAGCUCCAAGGACUACAGGUUCAAGUUGUUGGCGUACCAGAUGAUUUGGCUGGCCAAGUCCCUGUCGCCGUUGUUGUUCUACCAGACGAUGCUACAAAAUCGCAAGUUAUCGAAAAGGCUAGAAGUGCAGAUCAACGUUACGCUUUGGAUGGCGUAUACACACUCGAAGAACUUGGUCUCAAGGCGUUUCCUUUGACAUCGCUUGGAAAAGUGAAGAAGGAGCAUCUCAAGAAGUUAAUUCUGGAACAUCGACAACCAAAAUCUCCGUCCAAGAUGGUGGUCGCCAAGGCAGCUAUCACCAAAGGCGCUGCACCGCCGCCGUUUGUACAGAAGUUACUCGGCAUUUGCGAACAACUUACUGGAACUCGACCCGCGAUAACAGAGAGCUUCAAGUAUCUCGCUGACAGCAUUACUCUGCUACGCUACUGCGAUCAGGUACUACGUGUCUGCGGUCAAAGACUCUAUCUACAAGACUUUCUCGAGAACGAUACCAUCGAGAAACAGGCGCAGCUCCUCGUCUCUCGAAAGUUCCAACAAGCACGCCUUGUCAUCGCUCCCGAGAUCCCAAAGUCCAACUUCCAGCAAACCAAACAACUCAUUCAAGCCGCUCCAAGCUAUACUCAAGAAAUCACGACUCUCCCCAGGGAUUUCAAGGACAAGGACAAAGACACGUUCUACCACGCCAGACGCGCCGUGGUACGCGCUGGCCUCUCCGCCUCGGACAUCGAAGACGUCCUACCCAUCCGACACUCGCUGCAUCGGACGGCGAUUGGAUCCCGUCCGCAGUCCUACCACAACCGCAUGGUCUUUCGCAUCUGCAACGUUGCUCAGCAUCAGAUUCUGCGCGCCCUCGAAAAGGCGCUGGCCUCGAGGCCGAUGCUCAGGACCGUUGUGUUCCCUGACUCGAACCGUAUACCGUUUCACGCUGUGCUGGCUUCCAGUCCUGCUCUCCUCGCCCAGCUUGUUCACGAGGUUGAGGUCGAAACUGAGGAAGAUGCAUGGGAGAUCUUGAAGGAUGGCUCUGGACAUAGUCAUUCGUCGCCGUUUAUGUUUCAGGCGGAGUUGGUGAGGACGUUUGGCGGGCAGGGUUUUCUUUGCUUUACUUUUAAUCACUCUGUUAUUGAUGCGCUGUCAAUCACGAACUGGUACCACGAUCUCGAUCACUGGAUCCAAGACAUAAACACAAACAUCCCUGCACUGACACCCUACCGGCUCUUUUCCGAUCUGUUUACUCAAUAUGAGGACAGUGAGCCUGCGCAGAACAGUGUUGCUUUCCAUGUUCGAAAGCUUCGAGGUAUCUCUCGCUACGGUCGCGCACUAUGGCCUCCACAGAAGGCACCUGGUAUGAUGAUUUGUAAUGAUGAAGGGUCAUCAUAUGCCAGAGAACGACGUCAAAUUCGCAGUCAAGUCUGGAACGGCGAGUGGGAGUGUCGCGCAAAUGAGUUCCAGUACCCACGAUCUGGUCGCGUUCUGGCAUUGUCGGGUCUCACAAAGCUGCAGAAUGAACAUUAUAUCCAUCCUUCACUAUUCACCAAGAGCGCUAUCAUUCUUUUCAACGUUCUUCAAACUGGUUCUUCCCACGCGCUCCUCAACGUCUGGGAAAGCGGUCGCUCAUGGCCGUUUGUACCGAAAUGGAUGAACAAACUUCUUCCUCCACCGAUGAGCAUUGACGGUCCUACCGUCCAAUGGGUACUUAACAUGACAGAAGUUAUUCGCAACGAGACAGUUAUGGAGUUUCUUCAGCGCAUGCUAGCUGAAAGAGAUGAAGGAAAGCAAUAUGAGCACGUCCCUUGGAACAAAGUGAUCCAAAAGCUCGACGACGAAGGCCCAGCCGCCGCCGACGCAUCAUUCAGACAAGCAUUCGUCUGGGACGUAUCCAUGGCCGCAAGCUUCUCAGGCGGACCAUCACAUUUCAAGACAUUUGAACCUGUCGCUCGCUACGACUGGCCAGACUGUGGCUUCUUUUGGAACGCAUUCAUGAUUGACGCAGUGAAUUUAUAUUUUAUCGCUUCUUGGGACACGGCGCAAAUGAAUGACAUGGAAGUUGACGGACAUUGUGAUGGGUUAUCUGAUGUUUUGAGAAAAUUGGGAGAUGAGAGUAACUGGGAUAAGAAAUUGAGGGAUGUAUUUGAUUUAUGA